Petromyzon marinus (sea lamprey) is the source of this 962-nucleotide messenger RNA. The record is from RefSeq and is a predicted model, not a curated record. NCBI's taxonomy places the organism in Eukaryota, Metazoa, Chordata, Hyperoartia, Petromyzontiformes, Petromyzontidae.
GAGGAGGAGGAGGUGGACGAGGAGGAGGUGGACUUCCUCAGCUGCUGCUGCUACGAGGAGGAGGAGGAUGAUGGAGCCGAAACUGGGCCCCAUUCUCGCCAUCGCCACCACCCUCAGAGACUCCCCACCAUCACCACCCCCUGCCACCUCCACCACCUCCUCCACCUCCUCCUCCUCCUCCACCUCCUCCACCACCACCACCUCGUCGUCAGAGUUCUCGGGCCUGGACACCCCCUCCCUGGUGGCUGCCCUCAUCGCCCUCUGCGACGAUAAUGUCGCCUACUUCACCUCCUCGUCGUCGGUCCUUGCCACGCCACGUCCCUCCGCAGUCAUCCAUCCCACUCCUCCUCCACCUCCUCCACCUCCUCCACCUCCUCCACCACCUCCUCCACAGUCCGUCAGCUUCCCCGGCAUCGCCAUCGACGACGAGGAGGAUGAGCGGGAGGAUGAGCAGGAGGGGGAGGGGAUGACGUUGGCGGCUGGUGACGCUGAUGAUGCAGAUGAUGAUGGCGGCGAUGGCGACGAGGUGCCGGGCGGUGGGAGGGGAGCCACUUUAUACCUGGCGGCGGUCGCGGACCGAGGAGGAGGAGGAGGUGGAGGAGGUGGAGGAGGAGGUGGUGGUGGUGGAGGUGGUGGAGUUCACUCCACCCACAACCUGCUGGAGGUUGAGGCGUACGCCGCUACGCUGACUCAGCUCCGCUCCCUCCUGUGCCUGGCCCUGCGCCUCCUGGCUGCGGACGGAGGACGCGGCAGCCUUUUCGUCUCCGGCUUGGAGGGGCCACACGCCGGAGCCGACCUCGCCGGGGAGCUCAUGGCCGAGUACAACACCCUGAUGAAGUCGUGUUUCUACGGGAGGUGUCUCGGGUUCCAGUUCACUCCGACAAUCCGCCCCUUCCUGCACACCCUGGCUAUAGGCAUGGUCUCGUUCGCCCAGAGCUACGGCAAACACUCCUCAGCCCUGG